AUGGCUUCAGACCCUCUCCUCCCCGUCCCGAUCUCGUAUAUCGCGGGUAGCUACUUUCUCUUCUCUAUUGAUGCCGUGACGUAUCUGAGACGCGAGCACCACAUCUGCGGCGUGCUCACCGGCACCCUGCCGCAGAUCCCCCAGCAGAACGUGUUUCUGGGGCUGCCGCUGAAGCUGAUGCCCGAGGAGGCGCGGCUGCUGGUGGAGCACGGUGUAGCUUGCAUUGUAGACGAGGUAAAAGCGCAGCGCGAGGGCAUGCGCGCCCUCCGCGAGGUCGACCGCCUGAAGUAUCGCCGCGAGCUAGAAUCCCAGGGCGCCCACGCCAUGCGGCUGCAGACCAACCGCAAGGAGCAGCAACGCGAGGCGGCGCUGAAGCGGGUAGACGCGAAGAAAACCGCCGCGAAGAAGAAGGCUGCUGCUGCUGCUGCUGCUGCUGCUGCUGCCGCCGCCGUGAGUGAGGGUGAGGGUGAGGGUGAGGGUGAGAGUGGGGAUGAGGCCCACCAACUCCUCCCACCGCCCACCGUGCCCCCCUCCUACCCGCUCUUCGCCCACCUCCACGCAGAGGGGUACUACCUCUCGCCUGGCCUGCGCUUCGGCUGCCAGUACCUGGCGUACCCCGGCGACCCGCUGCGGUUUCACUCGCAUUUCCUGGUGAUCGCGGCCGACUGGGACGAGGAGCUCGAUCUGAUGGCCGUCGUCGCGGGCGGACGGCUGGGCACCGGCGUCAAGAAGGGGUUUUUGAUUGGCGGGGCGGCGCAGCCGAGGGAGGAUGAGUCGGGGCUGGGGGGUGCGGGGAAUGUGCGGACGUUUAGUGUUGAGUGGGCGGGGAUGUGA
Aspergillus uvarum CBS 121591 is the source of this 834-nucleotide messenger RNA. RefSeq names its product tRNA splicing endonuclease subunit SEN34. Lineage: Eukaryota; Fungi; Ascomycota; Eurotiomycetes; Eurotiales; Aspergillaceae. Gene Ontology annotation, biological process: tRNA-type intron splice site recognition and cleavage; tRNA splicing, via endonucleolytic cleavage and ligation. Bases 1 to 834 code for a protein of 277 amino acids. The record is from RefSeq and is a predicted model, not a curated record. The transcript has 2 exons. Gene Ontology annotation, cellular component: tRNA-intron endonuclease complex. Gene Ontology annotation, molecular function: tRNA-intron lyase activity; nucleic acid binding.